AAAUUAAAACACUCCAUUUUAUUGACAAUAAGUUUCAUACCCACAUCUGCUGGAUCUUCCAUUGCAUCCAUCACAAUGGCGGAGAUGUACACUGUGAAAGUGGAGGAGGCAAGGCCAGCAACUCAUGAAAAUCCAUCAGCAGGUCCUGUUUACAGAUGCAUUUAUGCAAAAGAUGGUCUCUUGGAGCUACCAGAAAAUUUACAAUCUCCAUGGGACUUUUUCAGAGACUCUGCGACAAGGUGCCCCAGCAACCCAAUGCUGGGUCGGCGUCAAAAAACCGAUUCAAAGGUGGGUGCAUAUGAAUGGGUCACGUAUAAGGAGGCUUAUGAUGCUGCAAUCCGAAUGGGUUCCGCCAUGAAUAGCUGUGGUGUCAAUCCUGGAGACCGUUGUGGCAUAUAUGGAUCCAACUGUCCUGAAUGGAUUAUUGCAAUGGAGGCUUGUAAUAGCUAUGGAGUAACAUAUGUCCCAUUAUAUGACACCCUCGGUCCUAAUGCUGUGGAGUUUAUCAUAAACCAUGCUGAAGUUUCAAUAGCAUUUGUACAGGAUAGCAAAAUUCCUUCUAUUUUGUCAUGUCUUGGUCGAUGUUCGAAUCUUAAAACUAUUGUGAGCUUUGGCAAUGUUUCAACCACCCAAAAGAAGGAAGCUGAGGAACUUGGUGCAUCCUGCUUCUCAUGGGGAGAGUUUCUUCAGUUGGGAAAUAUGGAUUCAGAUCUACCAUCAAAAAAGAGGACUGACAUCUGCACAAUCAUGUACACUAGUGGAACAACAGGUGAACCCAAAGGUGUUGUUAUUAAGAAUGAGGCUUUCAUGGCGGAAGUGUUGUCUGUUGAUCAAAUACUUUUCUUAACUGAUAAAGUGGCAACAGAAGACGAUGUGUACUUUUCUUUUCUUCCUCUUGCUCAUGUAUAUGACCAGAUAAUGGAGACCUAUUGCAUCUACAAGGGCUCCUCAAUUGGAUUUUGGCAAGGCGAUAUCAGAUUUUUAAUGGAAGAUAUUCAGACGUUGCAACCAACUUUGUUUUGUGGUGUUCCUAGAGUUUAUGAUCGUGUUUAUGCUGGCAUCAACAGCAAAAUUUCAUCUGGAGGAGCACUGCGAAAUGCAUUGUUUCAAUAUGCAUAUAACUUCAAGUUGGGAUAUCUAAAGAAGGGCCUUCCACAAGAUAAAGCAUCACCUCGGUUUGAUAGGCUUGUGUUUGAUAAGAUAAAACAAGCGUUAGGUGGACGAGUUCGUAUCCUGUUAUCAGGAGCUGCUCCUUUGCCUCCACACGUGGAGGAGUUUUUGAGGGUCACAUUUGGAUCUACUUUGGCACAAGGAUAUGGUCUUACAGAAAGUUGUGGAGGGUGUUUCACUGCAAUAAGCAAUGUGUUUUCUAUGAUGGGAACGGUUGGAGUCCCCAUGACGACCAUUGAGGCCCGGCUUGAAUCCGUGCCAGAGAUGGGAUAUGAUGCACUUUCCAGUCAGGCCCGUGGAGAAAUUUGCCUCAGAGGGAACACCUUGUUCUCUGGUUACCACAAGCGUCAAGAUCUUACUGAACAAGUCCUGGUUGAUGGUUGGUUUCAUACAGGUGACAUUGGAGAAUGGCAGCCUGAUGGAGCCAUGAAAAUUAUUGAUAGGAAAAAGAAUAUCUUCAAAUUGUCUCAAGGGGAAUAUGUUGCUGUGGAGAAUAUUGAAAACAAGUACCUGCAAUGCCCUCUUAUAGCAUCGAUUUGGGUCUAUGGAAACAGUUUUGAGUCUUUCUUGGUGGCAGUGGUGGUCCCUGAAAGAAUGGCUCUUGAGGAUUGGGCAGUGAAGCAUGAUGUAACUGAUGAUUUUAAAUCUUUAUGUGAAAAUCCAAAGGCAAGAAAGUACAUUUUGGAUGAGCUCAAUAGCACUGGUCAGAAACACCAACUUAGAGGUUUUGAGCUGCUAAAAGCAGUUCAUCUGGAACCAAUUCCCUUUGACAUGGAGAGAGAUCUAGUAACUCCAACAUUCAAAUUGAAGAGACCACAGUUGCACAAGCACUAUAAGGAUUAUAUUGAUAAACUAUACAAAGAAGUGAAGGGAAAGGUGGUGUGAGCCAGCCGGGGGGCAAGUGGGAAUUUUACAUGCAAUUAUCUGGAUUUCCUGGAGUUUCACAAUCCAUGUAGAUUUUUUGUACAAUGUGCUUCAUUAUGUAUGAGCAAAGUGAAAAGCUAUAAGCAAAAUUUGUACUACAUUGAAACAGCAACUGCAUCUUCCCAUAUCAUCCUUCUUAGAAAGAUUAUAAAAUAAUAGCAUGUUUGAAACGCUUUGUGUAAUAACUUUUGAAGGUUUAAUCAAUUCUGGGAGAAGCUCUUGUGAGUAA
This is a messenger RNA of Lotus japonicus, 2323 nucleotides long. RefSeq names its product probable CoA ligase CCL6. Gene Ontology annotation, cellular component: membrane; endoplasmic reticulum. Gene Ontology annotation, molecular function: long-chain fatty acid-CoA ligase activity. Lineage: Eukaryota; Viridiplantae; Streptophyta; Magnoliopsida; Fabales; Fabaceae. The transcript is spliced from 19 exons. The record is from RefSeq and is a predicted model, not a curated record. Gene Ontology annotation, biological process: wax biosynthetic process; fatty acid metabolic process; cutin biosynthetic process. Bases 76 to 2055 code for a protein of 659 amino acids.